CCGGCGCAAGCAUGGCGAACGAUUUUUCGUUGAAAGUGCCGGUAAAAACGUCGAAAUUAGUGUGUGUGGAAUAUCCGGGUAUCGUUAAAAAUGUUGACAGAAUGUUGGAAACAUUAGGAGGAAUACGAUCCGUGUCAAGGGUUGUGGCUGACCAGACGAGACGACUUGGCGUAUCCUUCAGACCAGGUGAUUGUUACUGUAAAUCUGCCUACGCUGACAGAUUCUCAUCUGUGGGAUUUGUGAUGAAAGUUCGGAGGAAGAAAGUGAAAGGCCAGGAAAGUGGUCAAGAGGAAUUUAAAUAUGAUGCAGAGGUUGUUGGAAUUGUUGACACAAUGUUCAAAUUUGAAGCCCUCAUGGACUUUCAAUACCUGCCAAUGAUGAGAACCAAACAAGACACCUACAAAUCAAUACGGGAUCAACUGGUUAUCAGCAAACUCGAACACUCUAGCUGGAUCCAGAAACCUGCUCCGCUGUUCCUACUUCCACCGUUAUUCUCCAGAAUAGACCAGAGUGUUCUGUACAUGUAUCGUCCAGACAAACAGUUUGGGAGGGUCAAAACUGCUGAUGGAGCAGCGGUCCUUGCAAAGGAGGAACACACCAUAGGGCUAGGCCGACAAAGAAGAACACAUUUCACAACAUUGGUAAAGUGGGAAAAUGAUAUCCCGUUGGCUCCGAACCCAGAGGCCAUUGAGAAGUUAAUGCCGAAGGUUGUAAAGGAAAUGGACAAGGUGGACGAACUCAGAAAGAUGUUCGAAAUUCGGCCCAUCUGGUCUAAAAACGCCAUCCGUUCAAACAUUGACUGUAUGCCAACCAAGUUAAAGUUCUAUCUUCCCUUCGUUGCCUACUACUACUUAACUGGCCCUUGGCGAGCGAUGUGGGUUAGAUAUGGAUAUGACCCAAAAACAGACAAGACAGCGAAGAGGUUACAGACGAUUGACUUUAGAAUCAGACAAAGGGUCCACGGCGAGAAGCUGCCUGUGAGGUGUAAGCGUAAGACGUUCAGUUACACGCUGCCAAGUCACAUUCAAAAGAGGAACCUUACUAGUGUCUCGGUGUUAGAUAAAGAAACGAUAGGAUCGAAACCGGACUGUCCAAAAACAUGGAAUGACCAGGAUUGUGUCUACAAAUUCCGCCCAGGAGUAAAACCGCCGUACAGACAGAUGUUUUAUCAGAUAUGUGAUGUAGAAGUACCAGAAAUACAGGCUCUUGUUGCUAAAAAUGAUGGCAAGGAAACUGAGUGUUCUGAGAAGGAUGGCUGGCUUGAGAAAGAUGCUACAUAUCACUGCCGCGAUAUUCUGACGAGCCAUGUGGACACGGGAGACAACAAAGACCCAUAUUCACAUUUAGAAAAACCAUAUAAAAAGAAACCUCCAUCAGAGAGGAAACAGAAACUGAAGAUGUCUGGUACAGGUCUGUCAGAUUCAGAAUCAGAUGGAGAGAUCGAGGAACCAGGCGAGGAUGAAGAGAUCAAUGAAAUGGAGACCGAAUUAUUGGACUUGAUUGCUGACGUUGCCGAGGAUAGUCCUGAUGAGACGUGAGACUUGCAUGAUUUUUAAGAACUGAAUUAUAAAAUGGAGACCGAAUGAUUGGACUCGAUUGCCGAGGAUAGUCCUGGUGUGACUUGCAUGAUUUUUAAGAACUAACUUUAAAGCUUCACACAUCACCUAUGGACUAUUUGUUGUUGUUUUUGAACAACCUAAAGCUGCCUGUAUUGAGCUAAAUUUCCACGAAGUAUGUCAGGUUGUAGGUCUAAUAUGCAUGCAUAAUGCACACUAGAACAAACAUGUAUUAAAAAAGGUUUUAGAGAUGAAUUUUCACGGAACAGGUUGCAAUAGGAGGAAUUUGUUAUGCAUUUAUUGAUUUAAAGGCCAUACAGUUGGACGUAUGCACCAUUUGGAGAUGACAGACACAUGGCAAGUGCAUUGUUCUGAGGAAUGUACAGGUGUACACUGUACACAAGGACGAAAGUGUUGAAAAUACAAUCCUGGCCAAAUACGCAGUGCUUAAAUGCAUGCCUUGAAAGUUUUAGAAUAUCAGUUUGUCGAGGCACCCUCAGGUAAAUUAACUAGGAUAGUCAAAUGAAAUUGCCUUGCUCCGAUUUUCCUUGCAUGCUGUUGCCAAUAAAAAUAUGACACUGUUGGGACUGACUAGGGGUACCUGCUUAGUGGUCUCUUCAGUCGGAGUCCUGUUCUGCAUGUU
Messenger RNA from Lineus longissimus, 2199 nucleotides. Its product is annotated as general transcription factor 3C polypeptide 5-like. Bases 12 to 1538 code for a protein of 508 amino acids. NCBI's taxonomy places the organism in Eukaryota, Metazoa, Nemertea, Pilidiophora, Heteronemertea, Lineidae. The transcript is spliced from 9 exons. Gene Ontology annotation, molecular function: RNA polymerase III type 2 promoter sequence-specific DNA binding; RNA polymerase III type 1 promoter sequence-specific DNA binding. Gene Ontology annotation, biological process: transcription initiation at RNA polymerase III promoter. Gene Ontology annotation, cellular component: transcription factor TFIIIC complex. The record is from RefSeq and is a predicted model, not a curated record.